Molecule: messenger RNA, 1257 nt
Organism: Effrenium voratum
Lineage: Eukaryota; Dinophyceae; Suessiales; Symbiodiniaceae
Source: the annotation of a GenBank genome assembly
AUGUCGUUGGAGGAUGCCAAGGUGAGCCGAAUCCGCGCGCCGCGGAAGGACCUGCCGCAGUCACUCUGGAGGAGCCCUCAGAAGCGGCUCUUCUUGGCGCCGGCCAUCGAGCGCACCCUGCGGUCCCGCCAGGCCCUGCAGCCGCUGGCGGCGCGGUCCGUGCCCAGCCUGAGGCUGAAAACUCCAGAGCCGCCGGCUGACCUCUACAUCGACACCCUCACCAAGCCCAACGUGGAGUGCUGGAACCAGGAGCCUUGGCUGAACAUCCUCACGGAAAAGAACCGGGUGGAUAUUCCGUUCAACGAGAUCCGUGAGACCAGCCACGGCGAGGAAUACAUCCAGUGGUACGAGGACCAGCGCGCCCAGAAGCGCGCGGCCACUCCCAGCGGCCGGAAAGGGUCUCUGAAGCCCAUCUCGCACUGGCGGGCCGCGCUGGCGGAUUUCGCCCUGGGGUCCCUGCAGCCCAGCAAAGGCGAGUUCGCCUUGAUCCAGCAGCGCGCGCUGCUGCUGCGGCACUUGGAGACCAAGGCGCUGAACCCCGGCCUCGCCGCCCUCGCCGAGGCCGUGGCCUUCCGCUUCGGCGGCCAAGAGAAGGCGAGGCUGGGCCUCGCGAAGAUCUUCGGGGAGACGUUGUCCUUGCUGGACCUCGCGGUGCUGUGCUCGGCUUCUGACCUGGACCUAUCCCUGCUCUGUGGGGAAGACCUGGAUGUGGUGCUGGCGCAUUUGCUGCCCCCAGGCUGCCAAGGGGCGGACGUCAACAUUUUGCUGAGCCCGGGCUCGGAGGAGCUGGGCCGCCGUGCGCCUGUGGACUUCCAAAGGCUGCAGGCGAAGUGGUACCUACUGGGCGCUUUUCUAGGCCUCGCCAAAGGCGAGGCCGAAGCGUCGGAGAAGGAUAGGCUCAAUGCCCAGCUCAAGCAUUUGGAGCUGCGAUUGAAACCUUGGUUCUUCUACGCCAUCGAACCUGACUCUCCCGGACCCGGCGCUCGGGCCAUGUCCUCGGACGCUUUCGGGAAGUUCUUCGAGGACGCAAACGCGGUGGACGCGGCGUGGGCCAAAAAGUUGGACCCCGCAGCGGUCCAGGAGGCCUUCCAAAAGGCCUCAGAGGCCGCUGAAACGAGCCAAACCGCCUCCCAAACCUCGUUGCCGGACGGCGGUUCUGCGAAGGAGGGCCUUUGCUUCGAAUCCUUCAAGAGGGCUUUGAAGUUGCUGGCCACGGCAGUCGCCCCGUCGAUCGUGUCGGCCCUGUCCGACUGCUGA